This is a messenger RNA of Suhomyces tanzawaensis NRRL Y-17324, 1011 nucleotides long. It is a transcript of the gene ARC35, whose product is annotated as Arc35p. The coding region runs from base 1 to 1011 and encodes 336 amino acids. Lineage: Eukaryota; Fungi; Ascomycota; Pichiomycetes; Serinales; Debaryomycetaceae. The record is from RefSeq and is a predicted model, not a curated record. The transcript has a single exon. Gene Ontology annotation, molecular function: structural constituent of cytoskeleton; actin filament binding. Gene Ontology annotation, cellular component: actin cytoskeleton; Arp2/3 protein complex. Gene Ontology annotation, biological process: Arp2/3 complex-mediated actin nucleation; actin filament polymerization.
AUGUUGCACAUAGAACAGAAUAACCUCCUCAUCAAACAGACCCUCACAGACAGGGUGCUUCCUGCAGAGGAGGGCCUCAAGUCAUUGGACAGAAUCAUCACCGACUUCGACUUCACCACCUACCACAUCUCCACCUUGCCUGACAACAAGCAGUUGAUCUUGAUAUCCAUCUAUCUCAAGUGCUGGGACGACUUGGUCAAGUACGGCGUGGUCGAGUACCUCAACAGCAAGUAUGGACUGUUCGAGGGCUUGACGAUCCUCCUGGGGGACCAAAUCGAGCCCAGCUACAACUACUCGUUAGUGUUGGACUUGGGCCAGGUGGAGUCCCAGGCGGAGGAAUUGAAGCUCGAUUUGGUGGAGCAGUUGUCGUUCUUGAAGAGAAACGCCAUGGCGUCUGCUUUCGAGCAGGCAUUCGCCAGAUACGACGAGUUGGCCGCUCACUACGCCACCAGCAAUACCUACUCCGAGGAGAUCCAGGCAGAAUUGCAGAACGAAGAGGUGUUGGUCAUCAAGUACCGUGGCUCCGACGAGUCCAUCUACAUCAAGCCAUCCUUUGACAGAGUGACUGUGGUGUUUUCCACCGUGUUCCAGGACGAAACCGACAAGAUUUUCGGAAAGGUGUUCUUGCAAGAAUUCGUGGACGCCAGAAAGAGAUCGGUGCAAACUGCUCCGCAAGUGUUAUAUUCCCAUAAAGAGGCACCUUUGGACAUCCAGAGUGCUGUGCAAGGCAGCAGAGAUGACGAAAAGAAGGGUUACAUCACUUUCGUGUUGUUCCCCAGACACUUGGUCAAGGGAGACCGGAGAGAAAACUGUAUUUCGCACAUUCAAUUCUUCAGAAACUACUUCCAUUACCACAUCAAGUGCUCCAAGGCCUACAUGCACAGCAGAAUGAGAUUCAGAGUCAAGGAGUUCUUGAAGAUCUUGAAUAGAGCCAAGCCAGAGAACGUUGAUGAGGAGGGCAAGGUUAUCGAAAACAGAAAAACUGCCAGUGGUAGAAGAUUCGUUGCUUAG